CAGGGGCCCUGCGGAUGGAGGCGCGGGCGGCGCGGCGCGCUCAUUCCGCGCGGGCGUUGCUGGCGGGGGGCGGCGCAGCCACUGGCCGGGGACCGGGGCCCGGACCAGGGGCGGCGGGCGGCGUAGGCGGCGCCCGGGGCUGGGAUGCGCAGGGGGCUCCGUGGCGGCGGCGUUGGCGUCGGCGUCGGCGGCCGCGGGGCCACGAGCUAGCGCCGCGGCGCGGGGAGCCAGUCGAGCCCGGCGGGCGAGCGGAGGCGGCGGCGCAGGCAGAGCGGCGGCCGCAGCCGGAGCCCGAGCGCCGCGCGCCCACCAUGGCCGCUCAAGGCGAGCCCGGCUACCUGGCGGCGCAGUCGGACCCGGGCUCCAACAGCGAGCGCAGCACCGACUCGCCCAUGCCCGGCUCGGAGGACGACCUGGUCGCCGGAGCGCCCCUGCACAGCCCCGAGUGGAGCGAGGAGCGCUUCCGCGUGGACAGGAAGAAACUUGAGGCCAUGUUACAAGCUGCUGCUGAAGGAAAAGGCAAAAGUGGGGAAGACUUUUUUCAGAAGAUCAUGGAGGAAACAAAUACGCAGAUUGCUUGGCCAUCAAAACUGAAGAUUGGCGCCAAAUCCAAGAAAGAUCCCCAUAUUAAGGUUUCUGGAAAGAAAGAAGAUGUUAAGGAAGCCAAGGAAAUGAUCAUGUCUGUCUUAGACACAAAAAGCAACCGGGUCACCUUGAAGAUGGAUGUUUCACAUACAGAACAUUCUCAUGUGAUCGGCAAAGGUGGCAACAAUAUUAAGAAGGUGAUGGAAGAAACAGGAUGCCACAUCCACUUUCCAGAUUCCAACAGGAAUAAUCAAGCAGAAAAAAGCAACCAGGUAUCUAUAGCAGGACAACCGGCAGGAGUAGAAUCGGCCCGAGUUAGAAUUCGGGAGCUGCUUCCUUUGGUGCUGAUGUUUGAGCUGCCGAUUGCUGGAAUUCUUCAACCAGUGCCCGACCCUAAUUCCCCCUCUAUUCAGCACAUAUCACAAACGUACAACAUUUCAGUGUCAUUUAAACAGCGGUCCCGAAUGUAUGGUGCUACUGUGAUAGUACGAGGGUCUCAGAAUAACACAAGUGCUGUGAAGGAAGGAACUGCCAUGCUAUUGGAGCAUCUCGCCGGGAGCUUGGCGUCCGCUAUCCCCGUGAGCACACAACUAGAUAUCGCAGCUCAGCAUCAUCUCUUUAUGAUGGGUCGAAAUGGAAGCAACAUCAAACAUAUUAUGCAGAGAACGGGUGCUCAGAUCCACUUUCCUGAUCCCAGUAAUCCACAAAAGAAAUCCACCGUCUACCUCCAGGGCACCAUUGAGUCUGUCUGUCUUGCAAGGCAAUAUCUCAUGGGUUGUCUUCCUCUUGUGCUAAUGUUUGAUAUGAAGGAAGAAAUGGAAGUUGAUCCACAGUUCAUUGCUCAGCUGAUGGAGCAGCUCGACGUCUUCGUCAGUAUUAAACCGAAGCCAAAACAGCCGAGCAAGUCUGUGAUUGUGAAAAGUGUUGAGCGAAAUGCGUUAAAUAUGUAUGAAGCAAGGAAAUGUCUCCUCGGACUUGAAAGCAGUGGGGUUACCAUAGCAACCAGUCCAUCCCCAGCAUCGUGCCCUGCCGGCCUGGCGUGUCCCAGCCUGGAUAUCUUAGCUUCCGCAGGCCUCGGACUCACUGGACUAGGUCUUUUGGGACCCACUGCCUUAUCUCUCAAUACUUCAACAACCCCGAACUCACUUUUGAAUGCUCUCAAUAGCUCAGUCAGUCCUUUGCAAAGUCCGAGUUCUGGUACCCCUAGCCCCACAUUGUGGGCACCUCCACUUGCUAGUACUUCAAGUGCCACAGGUUUUUCUGCUAUACCACACCUUAUGAUUCCAUCUACUGCCCAAGCCACAUUAACCAAUAUUUUGUUGUCUGGAGUGCCCACCUAUGGGCACACAGCUCCAUCUCCUCCUCCUGGCUUGACUCCUGUUGAUGUCCAUAUCAACAGUAUGCAGACAGAAAGCAAAAAAAUCUCUGCUUCAUUAAAUGGACACACACAGUCUCCGAAUAUAAAAUAUGGUGCAAUAUCCACUUCGUCACUUGGAGAAAAAGUGCUGAGUGCGAAUCAUGGUGACCCAUCGAGACAAACAACUGCAUCUGAGCAGGCAGCUACCAAAUCAAACCCUGCAGAAGGUUGUAAUGAUGCUUUUGUUGAAGUAGGCAUGCCCCGAAGUCCUUCCCAUUCUGGAAAUGCUGGUGACUUGAAACAGAUGAUGGGUCCCUCCAAAGUUUCCUGUGCCAAGAGGCAGACAGUAGAACUAUUGCAAGGCACGAAAAACUCACACUUACACAGCACUGACAGGUUGCUCUCCGAUCCCGAGCUGAGUGCUGCAGAAAGCCCGCUGGCUGACAAGAAGGCUCCAGGGAGUGAGCGUGCUGCAGAGAGGGCUGCGGCUGCCCAGCAGAGCAGUGAAAGGGCCCGCCUGGCCCCACGGCCGUCAUAUGUCAACAUGCAGGCAUUUGACUAUGAACAAAAAAAGCUAUUAGCAACCAAAGCUAUGUUAAAGAAACCAGUGGUGACGGAGGUCAGAACACCCACAAAUACCUGGAGUGGCCUCGGGUUUUCUAAAUCCAUGCCCGCUGAAACUAUCAAGGAGCUGAGGAGGGCCAACCAUGUGUCCUAUAAGCCCACAAUGACAACCACUUUUGAGGGUUCGUCAAUGUCCCUCUCGAGGUCCAACAGUCGUGAACACCUGGGAAGUGGAAGCGAAUCCGAUAACUGGAGAGACCGAAAUGGAAUAGGACCCGCAAGUCAUAGUGAAUUUGCAGCUUCUAUUGGCAGCCCCAAGCGUAAACAGAACAAAUCAACGGAGCACUAUCUUAGCAGUAGCAACUACAUGGACUGCAUUUCCUCGCUGACGGGAAGCAACGGCUGUAACCUGAACAGCUCUUUCAAAGGCUCUGACCUCCCUGAGCUCUUCAGCAAACUGGGCCUGGGCAAAUACACGGACGUCUUCCAGCAACAAGAGAUCGAUCUUCAGACAUUCCUCACUCUCACAGACCAGGAUCUGAAGGAGCUGGGAAUUACAACUUUCGGUGCCAGGAGGAAAAUGCUGCUUGCAAUCUCAGAACUAAAUAAAAACCGAAGAAAGCUCUUUGAACCGCCAAAUACACGCACCUCUUUCCUGGAAGGCGGAGCAAGUGGGAGGCUACCCCGUCAGUAUCACUCAGACAUUGCUAGUGUCAGUGGCCGCUGGUAGCGGUACCGUCCAGGCACACGCCCGCCAACUCUGUCAAGUUGGACGCAGGAGAUCUGUGAACAGCCUUCACUGCACACCGUCCUCAGCACUCGGGUGUCUGGUAUCAGGACCAAAGCAUCUUAUUCGCACCUGAACUUUGUGCCGAAAAGAGAGAAGAUGACAUUCUUAUGUCAUCCUACAGAAUGCCACACGAGGAUUACUUUUUUUUUCCUAACGGCAAUUGGACAGAAUUUGCAAUAUGAGGGUAGGGCUUUAUUUCCUGUUUUUAUUUACCUAUAUAAUAACAUAUGCACUGAUUUUUUUACUUAACAAGAAGGCUGAGUUGACAUCUGGGAUGCCAGAAAACACAGAAGUUAUUUUGUUUGUUUGCUUAUUUUGUUUUGGUAUUUGGGGAUUUUUUUAAAAAAAUAAUCAAAGUGGAAUUUUCUGGUACUGCUUUAAAAUAAUUAUUGAGGUCUUUCAGCACUUUACACUUUCUUACUUCUUGUCCUGUGGAAAUUAUCUCUCUUUCUCUCGUUUUUAUGUCACCUGAUGUAUUGGUACAAAUCAGACUCCGUUAAAUUUUUAUUUGACAUAGUAGUACUGGAUUAUUAGUUUUUGUGCAGAAUAGUCUGUGACUUCGGGAAAUGUAAGUGACUCCACUUGGUUAUGGACCAGUUCUGUUCAUGUAUGUCAGCAUCCUAGAAACACUUAGCAAUGAACCUAGUUCACUGUAACAGGUGCGAGCAAAGAAAGACCAAAUGGACUUUGCAAUAUUAACCCUUUGCAGUCAUCAUAUUUAGCUGCUGCCUUUAUUGCUAAAAUGUUUUUAAUGGUUGUCUGAAGGCAAAGGGCUAUUUUUAGUAUACUGCCACUAAAGGACACUUAUUUAUAUCAAACUUUUAUUUUUAGAUAUUAUAAGCAUACCGUACAUAACUGAUUAAAUUGAUAUCUACUAGAGAUUUAUGGUAGAGAAUGGACGGCAUUCAAUAACUGGAGCCCUAGAUUGUCACUUUAUUUAAAAAAGAUAACUAAUCAUCUGACAAGACAGCACUGUUGCCAUGAGGAGGAGAAAUACAUUACUGUCCUUAUGUACACAUUAGCUGUGCUCCAUAUGGUCACAGGACUUCCCUAAAACCGUAUCUGUCUGCUUGAAGUAGACUUGGGUUUGUUGAGAAUGGAAAGGCUUUAUUUAAGUCUCCAGGGUGACAGUUUACAAAGACAGCAGAGUUCUGAAGGAGGAAAAAUAAAAGACUAUUUUGUAAGUGGCUAAACUCGUUGUUACAAUCUUGAUACUGUGAAAGUCCAAGAAAUCAGGCAACAUUGUUUCCUAGGUCUUUUCAGACAUCUUAUUAUGGAUUUAUGAAGGGUUUUCAAUCCAUGAAGACAAUCACUAAGUGCCUCUCUUUCUUCAAAGCAAUAUUAUUUCCAAGUGUAUUAAUUUGUUGGAAAACUUUCCCAUAGGACAUGUGGUGACUUACCUGUACUGUAAUGACUUAUUUAUGUUCAGUAUUCGAGACUUUCUACAUGGACAUAAACCACUGUCACGUGCUCUCCACAGAAGGCAUUAGAUUCAUACACAACAAUUGGGGACUUUCAUACAAAUGUGGGAUCAGAAAUACUUGUCUUAUUUUUUCCAUGGUUAAGUAAGUCUUAUCAUUAAAGUAAGAACAAGAAUUGGAGAGAAAUUUUGCACACUGAAAAAUUUUCACUUAUAAAAAAAAUGAGUAUUGGUUACCGUGAAGGCAUAGAUAAUGGACCUGUCAUAAAAUUAUCAAUUAUAACAGCACUAAGGAGAUGCCUGUUCCCAAACAGAACUGUAUGUGCUUAAGGAUGUAGAACUAAAUCGCUCCCUUCACAAGUACAAUGGAAUGAUCCUGCAUGUAUGUCACAUGUAUGCAGGUCAUCACAUGGAGCUCCCUGCCUUAUAUGGCUAUAUGAACACAUCAUGCUACACAUUCAGCAACAGAGUAAGAAUUCCAGAUCAGUUUCCUGUGCAACAACUCAGUGCUCUAAAUUUUAUCAUUUCCUUAAUAAGACCUCCUCCCCAAAUAAAAAAUAAUCAUUUGGAGUCUUUCCCCCCAGCUCUCUACCAUGCAUUUGCAACAGGAGGAAGAUGGAAUGAUUUGCAGUAUUGAGUUGAUAUAGGUUUUAUGAACAGUGCUUUGAUAUUAUGCCAAAGGGAAAACUGUCCCAAUUAAACCAGAUUAAAUAGGGUGGCUAAAAAAAUAAAUAAAAAACACUGGAAAUUACUUUUCUCACUUUCUCUUGAUGCAAUGAAGGGAUUAUGACACUACAGUAUACGGUGUUGUCAGUGUUGUAUGAUGCACAAAAUAUUUGGAUUAUUUGAAUAAAUGUUUUUAAUCAAUCUGUGCCUUAAUAGUGACCGGUUAUCUGUAAAUAUAGAACAGAUACAGAUUGUAUUUUUGUGUGGGUUUUUGUCCUUUUAGUGACUUUUUUUUAAAAAAUGAGAGAUGGAAUUAAACAUUGAAAAUGGGAAUUUUUUCUAAACUAAUCAAUUGUUAUAUGAAAAAUAAAUUUAUAUAACCCCUUUGUAUUGCC
Balaenoptera acutorostrata (minke whale) is the source of this 5777-nucleotide messenger RNA. RefSeq names its product BicC family RNA binding protein 1 (gene BICC1). The transcript is spliced from 21 exons. The record is from RefSeq and is a predicted model, not a curated record. The coding region runs from base 15 to 3236 and encodes 1073 amino acids. Gene Ontology annotation, cellular component: cytoplasm. Gene Ontology annotation, molecular function: protein binding; RNA binding. Lineage: Eukaryota; Metazoa; Chordata; Mammalia; Artiodactyla; Balaenopteridae.